Molecule: messenger RNA, 1476 nt
Organism: Cyphellophora attinorum
Lineage: Eukaryota; Fungi; Ascomycota; Eurotiomycetes; Chaetothyriales; Cyphellophoraceae
Product: putative transporter MCH2
Exons: 2
Coding region: 1-1476 (491 amino acids)
Biological process (GO): transmembrane transport
Molecular function (GO): transmembrane transporter activity
Source: RefSeq, a predicted model, not a curated record
AUGCAACCGCCACAAGAUUCCUCACAUCCUAUAUCAGGUUCAGGGAUGUUAAGUCAUGACUCGCCAGACAGCAAGACGCCCACAAGAAGCUCUCCUUCAGAGCUGCAUGGAUCACGAGCGGAGGGUAGCCAAGCCACCAUCGUUGAACCACCCACAAUCCUCACGCUGAACAUUGCUUCGGUCGAAGACGUUCCUCCCAAUGGCGGCUACGGCUGGGUCGUAGCAGUCUGCGCCUUACUCAUGAAUGCAAACACCUGGGGAGUCAAUGCUUCGUGGGCGAUUUUCUUGAGUCACUAUCUGUUCAACUCAACAUUCCCCGGCGCCACACAGCUGGAGUACGCUCUCAUCGGCGGACUGUCUAUCUCGCAAGCCUUGAUGAUCUCGCCAAUCCAGUCGAAGAUAAGUAGGCAUUUUGGGACUAAGAUGACGCUUUUGUUGGGGUCUUUGCUGGUAUCGGCAGCCUGGCUAACAGCGUCGUUUGCGACACAAAUCUGGCACCUCUUCAUGACUGUUGGAAUAUGCUUUGGCUGGGGAAUGGGCCUCGUAUAUAUCACGGCUGCGGCCAUCCUCCCGCAGUGGUUCAGCUCGCGAAGAUCCCUAGCUGUUGGUAUCGCGUCAUCGGGCGCUGGGCUCGGUGGACUAUUUUACAGCCUUCUGACCGGCCAUCUCGUGCAGCAGGUAGGGAUCGAAUGGACUUACCGCGUCUUGGCCGUUGUCACCCUCGUAAUGAACGUUGCAUCCGCUAUCUUGCUAAAAGAUCGGAACAAGAUGGUCAAGCCGGUGCAGAAUUCGUUCAACUAUCGCGAGCUUGGACAUGUCGAAGUCCUACUCAUCAUCGCCUGGGGCAUCGCGACUGAUGUAGGGUAUGUGGUUCUCUUGUUCAGUCUACCACACUACGCAGAAUCAGUUGGACUUUCGCAGACCCAAGGCUCGAUCGUGGGCGCUAUGCUCUCUCUGGGACUGGCUAUCGGCCGACCAUUCAUUGGCUACUACAGCGACACGUUCGGACGCAUCAACAUGGCUGGCUCAAUGACAGCACUUUGUGGAAUCCUGUGUCUGGCUAUCUGGAUGCCAGCAAAGUCUUUCGCGGUGCUAAUAGUCUUUGCAAUUCCAGCCGGAGCUGUCACUGGCAUAUUCUGGGGUACUUGCACUGCUGUUAUAGCUGAGGUCGUGGGACUGAAAAGACUACCCACUGUGUUCGGCAUCAUCUGCGUUGCGCUCGUGACGCCGACGACUUUCGCUGAACCUCUUGGCCUGGGCUUAGCUUCGGCCUCUGGGUAUCUGACAAGCCAAAUAUUUGUUGGUUGUCUGUACCUGCUUGGAGCGGCGUUUGUGCUCCUGCUGAGAACGUGGAAGAUCACAGAGAUCGAAACAAAGGCAACGCUCGAGAACUUGGAUAUUGAUAGUGGUGGGCUCAGAACGAAGCCGGUGGGAUGGUUGAAGCUGGAGAAGGUGUUCGCGUGGCAACGCGUGUAG